This is a messenger RNA of Aethalodelphis obliquidens (Pacific white-sided dolphin), 2706 nucleotides long. It is a transcript of the gene TRAF6, whose product is annotated as TNF receptor associated factor 6. Lineage: Eukaryota; Metazoa; Chordata; Mammalia; Artiodactyla; Delphinidae. The transcript is spliced from 9 exons. Gene Ontology annotation, molecular function: tumor necrosis factor receptor binding; zinc ion binding; ubiquitin protein ligase activity. Bases 774 to 2459 code for a protein of 561 amino acids. Gene Ontology annotation, biological process: regulation of canonical NF-kappaB signal transduction; regulation of apoptotic process; protein ubiquitination. Gene Ontology annotation, cellular component: plasma membrane signaling receptor complex. The record is from RefSeq and is a predicted model, not a curated record.
AAGGCUUUUCGAAGGUCAAGUAAUCUCGCCGAGUUGGGGUUUUUCUCCUGCUUGGAUUGGGAAACUAUAAAAACACAGUUUGGGAUUACUGCUGUUGCUGCUGCUCACUAGAUCACAGUUACUCCGGGACAGAUCUCACUUCAGGAUUGCAGGGUAAGGAAUUCCUAGGUGGGAUUCGCACCCAAGCGAGGCGGAAACGCAGCGGGAGAGCUCUAGAUUGACGGCUGGACCUGCCCGCGCCGGCACCGCAGCGCGCGCCUGUGGAGGACCGCCGCCAGGGGACGCCCACGCCCGGCUGGGCCGCUCUGUCUCCUCCCCUGCCCGCUCCCCGCCCCUCGCUCGCCCGGGCGAGCGGAGAAGGCGGAAGUAGGGGCAUCCGCGGAUGGGGCUCGGGCUUCCGGGGGAUUCAGUAACGGCGGCCUUCGGGUCAAGAGAUUGGCGUCCUGGCACCCUCGGCUUGGAGUGCGGUGCCUUUCUCUCCUGGCACCUUGGCUGAGUGGAGUCCUGCGGCCGGGCGUAGUCGGCGGCCCAGCGGACCGGAGUGAAAGCCACAUGAAUUCUGAAUGUUAGAAUAGAAAAGAGGCCAAAGAAAUCUUUGAAGAUGAGGAAACUGAAGCACAGAAAGGUUAUAUAGUUUGCCCAGGUCAUACACCAAAUGAUGGAGACAAGAGUUAAACCCAGAUCAUCCGAUUCCAGCAUCUAAGCUCUUCACCACUUCAUGAUAUUGCCUCUCCAGCCAGAACAGUGCUUCAUCCUUUGUAGGUGGUCAUCAAAUGCUACUCAAAAUCUUUUUGAGAAGAAGAAAAAGAGCAGUCGAUAAUCACCUUACUAUGAGUCUGCUACACUGGGAAAACAGCUGUGGAUCCAGCCAGUCUGAGAGCGACUGCUGUGCUGCCAUGGCCGCCAGCUCCUGUGGUGCUGCAGCAAAAGAUGACAGUGUGAGUGGAACUGCCAGCACAGUGAAUCUUUCCAGCUCUUUUAUGGAAGAGAUCCAGGGAUAUGACGUGGAAUUUGACCCACCCCUGGAAAGCAAGUAUGAAUGCCCCAUCUGCUUGAUGGCAUUACGGGAAGCAGUGCAAACACCAUGCGGCCACAGGUUCUGCAAAGCCUGCAUCAUCAAAUCAAUAAGGGAUGCAGGUCACAAAUGUCCAGUUGACAAUGAAAUACUGCUGGAAAAUCAACUAUUUCCUGACAAUUUUGCAAAACGAGAGAUUCUUUCUCUGAUGGUGAAGUGUCCAAAUGAAGGUUGUCUGCACAAGAUGGAACUGAGGCAUCUUGAGGAUCAUCGAGCACAUUGUGAGUUUGCUCUUAUGAAUUGUCCCCAAUGCCAACGUCCCUUCCAAAAAUGCCAACUUAAUAUUCACAUUGUCAAGGAGUGUCCAAGGAGACAGGUUUCUUGUGUAAACUGUGCUGUAUCGAUGGCAUUUGAAGAUAAAGAGAUUCAUGACCAGAACUGUCCUUUGGCAAAUGUCAUCUGUGAAUACUGCAACACCAUGCUCAUCAGAGAACAGAUGCCUAAUCAUUAUGAUCUAGACUGUCCUACAGCCCCAGUUCCAUGCACAUUCAGUACUUUUGGUUGCCAUGAAAAGAUGCAGAGGAAUCACUUGGCACGCCACCUGCAAGAGGAUACCCAGUCGCACAUGAGAAUGAUGGCCCAGGCUGUUCAGACUUUAAGCCUUGCGAUAGCUCCCGCACCUCAGCGUGGCAUGCUGCCAUGUGAUUCUGCCUCUCUGCCCCGGAUUUCCUCUGGGUGUCACUCAGAGGUCCAGAAUUUCCAAGAAACCAUUCAACAGUUAGAGGGUCGCCUUGUAAGACAAGACCAUCAAAUCCGGGAGCUGACUGCAAAAAUGGAAACUCAGAGCGCGUAUGUAAGUGAGCUAAAACGAACUAUUCGAACCCUUGAGGACAAAGUUGCUGAAAUAGAAGCACAGCAGUGCAAUGGAAUUUACAUCUGGAAGAUUGGCAAUUUUGGGAUGCACUUGAAAUCUCAAGAAGAGGAGAAACCUGUUGUCAUUCACAGCCCCGGAUUCUACACAGGCAAACCCGGCUACAAACUAUGCAUGCGCCUGCACCUGCAGCUACCGACUGCACAGCGCUGUGCCAACUACAUAUCCCUCUUUGUCCACACGAUGCAAGGAGAGUAUGACAGCCACCUCCCUUGGCCCUUCCAGGGUACGAUACGCCUUACCAUCCUUGAUCAGUCUGAAGCACCUGUAAGGCAAAACCAUGAAGAGAUAAUGGACGCCAAACCAGAGCUGCUUGCCUUCCAGAGACCCACAAUCCCACGGAACCCCAAAGGGUUUGGCUAUGUGACCUUUAUGCAUCUGGAAGCCCUAAGACAAAGAACCUUCAUCAAGGACGACACGUUAUUAGUACGCUGUGAGGUCUCCACCCGCUUUGACAUGGGCAGUCUUCGGAGGGAGGGUUUUCAACCACGAAGUACUGACUUGGGGAUAUAGCAUCCCCUCAUUUGUUUAAGAAACAAAACAACAGAAAAAACAUUUGGAGAAAACUUGCCCUGUUUUCAAUAACAUACAAACAAAAAAAGCAAUGGGGAAGGUAUACCCACCAGUGAAUGUGGUUAGAGAGGUCACUUGCCACUUUCCUGUUAAAAAUAUCUGAAGCAGGGCUUCCCCGGUGGCGCAGUGGUUGAGAGUCCACCUGCCGAUGCAGGGGACACGGGUUCGUGCCCCGGUCCGGGAAGAU